AUGUUGGACUACCUGUCCCUCGCUUUCGUGGUUGCGGUUAAAGUUUUUAAGAAAACUACCCCAAAUGGAAAAGUUACGGUUUACCUUGGCAAGCGUGACUUCAUUGAUCAUAUAGAUUACUGCGAUCCCGUUGAUGGAGUGGUUGUGGUUGACACCGAAUACCUGAAAGGAAGAAAAGUUUACAGCCAGCUCGUGACGACCUACCGCUAUGGUCGUGAGGAGGAUGAGGUCAUGGGAGUGAAGUUUUCUAAGGAAAUGGUAAUUGGGCAAGAUCAAGUUGUGCCCAUGGUGAACUCCAAAAUGGAAUUGACACCGGUUCAGGAAAAGCUGUUGAAGAAACUUGGACCGAAUGCAUUCCCAUUCACCUUUAACUUCCCUGAGAUGGCGCCUAGCUCGGUGACUCUUCAACCAGCUGAAGAAGAUCAGGGAAAACCAAUGGGAGUUGAAUAUUGCGUCAGAACCUACGUUGCUGAAAAUGAGGAUCAGAAGAGUCACAAGAGGAGCUCUGUGACUCUUGCCAUCAAGAAGUUGCAACACGCACCUACUUCCCGUGGUCGCCGUCUUCCGAGCUCCCUGGUGAGCAAAGGAUUCACCUUCAGUAACGGAAAGAUCAAUCUCGAAGUUACUUUGGACAGGGAGAUCUACUACCACGGCGAGAAAAUCGCUGCUAAUGUCAUCGUUUCUAACAACUCAAGGAAGUCUGUGCGCAACAUUCGCUGCAUGGUUGUUCAGCAUGUGGAGAUUACAAUGAUCAACUCUCAGUUCAGCCGCCAUGUUGCAUCUUUGGAGAGCCGUGAAGGAUGCCCAGUUACACCUGGAGCAAGUUUGUCGAAAACAUUCUAUCUUGUGCCUUUGGCCCGCAGCAAUAAGGACAUCCGAGGUGUGGCUUUGGAUGGCCAUCUGAAGGAGGAUGAUGUAAACCUGGCCAGCUCUACUCUGGUCUCUGAGGGGAAAUGCCCGGCUGAUGCCAUUGGUAUUGUGGUAUCCUAUUCCGUCCGCGUCAAGCUGAACUGUGGAACACUUGGUGGAGAACUUGUGACUGAUGUUCCAUUCAAACUUCUCCACCCUGCUGAAGGGACCAUUGAACGCCAGCGUUUCAAUGCCAUGAAGAAAAUGCAAUCCAUUGAAAGACACCGUUAUGAAAACUCGCUUUACACUAACGAGGAGGAAGAUAACAUCGUGUUUGAAGACUUUGCUCGUCUCAGGAUGAACGAGCCUGAAUAAAUUAUAUGAAAUAAUUAAAAAAUCCAAAAAAAUUAAAAACUUAUCAUAAAAAUA
This is a messenger RNA of Ostrinia furnacalis (Asian corn borer), 1278 nucleotides long. RefSeq names its product arrestin 2 (gene Arr2). Gene Ontology annotation, cellular component: cytoplasm. The record is from RefSeq and is a predicted model, not a curated record. Gene Ontology annotation, biological process: G protein-coupled receptor internalization; signal transduction. The coding region runs from base 1 to 1224 and encodes 407 amino acids. Lineage: Eukaryota; Metazoa; Arthropoda; Insecta; Lepidoptera; Crambidae. Gene Ontology annotation, molecular function: G protein-coupled receptor binding. The transcript is spliced from 6 exons.